Messenger RNA from Lactuca saligna, 330 nucleotides. NCBI's taxonomy places the organism in Eukaryota, Viridiplantae, Streptophyta, Magnoliopsida, Asterales, Asteraceae. The record is from the annotation of a GenBank genome assembly.
AUGGAUGUCGAGAUCGCAACUAUUUUGAAUAUGGUGCAUAUUCUGAAGCCAUUCCUAGAACCUGAGGGAUUGGAAAAUCUUAAGAUUGGUUUUAUUGAGAAUGAUCCAUGGGGUGUAGUUUGUGAGAAAAAUGAGAAUAGUGCUCUGUGUAAUAGUAUGAUGCACUUACGAGAUAAACGAUUGUUCUACUUUACAACUCUUUCAACUAUUCUUUCAAGGGCUGAUAUACACAAAUUAAACACCACUAACGACAUCAAGUUUGUUUCAGAUAUGUUGAAAUGGUGGUUAAAUAUUCAAAUGAUUCUUUGGGAUGAUUCCAUAAGUUUUUAA